This is a messenger RNA of Aspergillus melleus, 1395 nucleotides long. RefSeq names its product calcium channel protein. Gene Ontology annotation, biological process: calcium ion import across plasma membrane. Gene Ontology annotation, cellular component: membrane; voltage-gated calcium channel complex. Gene Ontology annotation, molecular function: calcium ion binding; high voltage-gated calcium channel activity. Lineage: Eukaryota; Fungi; Ascomycota; Eurotiomycetes; Eurotiales; Aspergillaceae. The record is from RefSeq and is a predicted model, not a curated record. The transcript has a single exon. The coding region runs from base 1 to 1395 and encodes 464 amino acids.
AUGAACCAGGCAUUCGGUCUCACCAAGUUUGGCGACAACGAGAACAACAACGUCAACUUCCGCGACGUCCCGCGGUCUCUGAUCCUGCUCUUCCGAACCAGCUGCGGCGAGGGGUGGAACGAGCUAAUGGAGGACUUUGCCACGAUGGAACCGCCCAUGUGCACGUACGGCAGCGACUUCUUGAACGACGACUGCGGCAGUGCGCCGUGGGCUCGCUCACUGUUCAUUUCCUGGAACAUCAUCAGCAUGUACAUUUUCGUGUCCUUGUUCGUGUCGUUGAUUUACGAGAGCUUUUCCUACGUGUAUCAGCGAAGCAGCGGGCUCUACGCGUUGAGUCGGGAGGAGAUCCGUCGGUUCAAACAGGCCUGGGCGACGUACGACCCCGAUGGAACGGGGUACAUUUCCAAGGACCAGUUCCCGCGAUUGCUGGGAGAGCUAUCAGGUGUCUUCUCGAUGCGCAUCUACGAGGGCGAGUUCACGAUCGGGCGCAUCUUGGAGGAGUGCAAGGUCGACAAGCGCGACUCGUUGAUUGCGCACCGGCGCGUGGUGGAAGGGCUCGACAUGGACCGCAUGGCGCGGAUCCUCCGACGCAUCGAUAUCGACAACGUGCGCGAGCGCCGGCAGCGACUCAACACCUUUUACGAGGAGGUGCUGGUCUCGGCGGACCCGGUACGCGGCAUCUCGUUCCACUCGUGUCUCAUGAUCCUGGCCCAUUACAACGUGAUCACCGACAGCAAGAGUCUGCGACUCGAGGAGUUCCUGCGUCGGCGUGCCCGAUUGCAGCGAGUCGACGAAGCGGUGCGUCGCGCCACGGUUAUCGGCUUCUUCGAUACGUUGUACUGGUCGCGCGAGUUCCGUCGCCGCAUCGAGCACAAGAAAUCGGCGCGCAUGAGCUUCGUGCCGCAGUUCUCGGUGCCGGAGAUCUUCGUCGACGACGGAUCGCAUGACGACCAGCCGGAAGAGGAGCGCCGCCGACUCGCGACGCAGGAGCCCCUGGUGCCUGGCGCCGAGCCCAUGCUGUCACCCACGUCGCCAACCAGUGGUGCCGGCGGCGAUCCGGGCCCGUCGUCCUCACGCGGUGCUCAUCUGCCACGCAUCGAUACCAGCCGGCUGGGCCACAUCUCGGCGACCAGCUCGCCGACGACGGAAUGGUCGAGCAUCAGCCCAUCGCUCUCGCCGCGGCGGGACCGCGCACACACGACGUCUUCUACGUACGACACGGGGCCGGACCCUCACGACGAGACGCCGGAUGUUGGCGAGCGCUCGCGACAGAACAGCACGAUGAGUGUACGCGACGUGAUGCAAUCCUUGGGCGAAUCAGCCUGGGGAGAGAGUAUCCGACGAAGUUUUACGCAGCGACGAUCGGAUCGACGAUCGGAUCCGCGAGAUCUGUAG